AGCGACAGUCACGCGGGUAUCUCAAGUUCAUGUGACUGUGAGUGUAUGAAUCAAUAGAGUAUAUCCGUCUGCGAAAAGAUAUUUGUUAUAAAGUAAGCGUUUUAGCAUUAAGUUUAAUAGUUGCUGUUUUGAUAUUGUGGGCAAGGACAUUGAGUGAAUUUUGCUCGAGGAUAAAAUAAUAUUGGUAAAAACGUUUUGGACUUACCAAUAUAGACGUAACUAAAAUAGAAAGUCCAACGCUCGUCAUGUCUAAAGAGCACGAGGCAUUUCAGCAAAGAACACAGGAUGGCGGGAUACCAGUAUAUAAUACGGCAAUGCCGGGGACCUGUGUAAUGCCAGGACCGGUCUUAAACCCGAUGUACCAUGGAGGGCCCGGUACAUCCCAGGGUUCCAAUUGUCACCGGAAGAAGUCAUACCUGGAGGCAUACAUGUUGUGGCUGCUGCUUGGUCUGUUAGGCGCGCACCAUUUCUACUUGAGACGACCAGGCUUUGGAGUCUUGUACUUCUUUACAUUCGGAUUGGGCGGCUGUGGUUGGCUGUUCGAUAUGUUCCGUCUUCCGUACCUGGUCAACAAGACCAACAAAGAGCUGCAAGAAAACAUCCCUAGAAACGAGAAGAACAUAAGUGACGCAUACACGCUUUGGUUCCCUUUCGGUCUACUCGGUUUUCAUCACUUCUACCUGAACAAGCCUGGUUUCGGUGUCCUGUACCUGUUCACGUUCGGGCUGUUCGGCAUAGGUUGGCUGGUGGACCUCUUCCUUAUCCCGUACCACGUGCGCAAGGCCAACGACGCAAGUCCCACUAAUAAGGAGAAACAGGUCGGGACGGCCUACGCGCUUGGAGUAUCGCCCAUAGGCCUUCUGGGCGCGCACCAGUUCUACUUGAACCGUCCCGAGUACGGGCUGCUCUACUUCUUCACGUUCGGCAACUUUGGUAUCGGCUGGAUUGUAGACUGGUUCCGACUUCCGGUUCUCGUAAAGCGCGCUAACAAGCACAUGGCGCUUGGAAAUGACGGCACCCGAUACCUAGACGACGCGUAUAUCCUGUGGUUUCCACUCGGCAUUCUGGGCGCUCACCACUUCUAUCUGAACAGGCCGCUAUGGGGCAUUCUGUACUUCUUCACAUUCGGAUUGUUCGGGAUCGGCUGGCUGGUGGACGGCUGUAGGAUGCCCUGUCUGGUAAAGGAUACAAACAAGCUGAAGGAAGAGAGACGCCGUCUCCCUACGCAGGCUAACGGUUUCGGCUACGGCUACCAAGGUGCAAUAAUCUCCACGACGGGCAUGACAACGGGCGCGGUAGGAUAUGGAGCUCCCGUUAUCUACCCGACACUACCGGUUGCGCCUUACCCGCAACAGCAGCUGUAUCCUACGCAGCACGCUUAUCAACCGGCUGGUCCAUACGGCCCACAUACAAUCGGCCAAAAUGGACCGCAACAAAACGGCUACCAGCAACCUCCUGCGUAUGCGGCCACCAAUAACGAUGUCAAGAGCCUGGGUGUUGGUAGAGAUGUCAAGAGCCUGGGUGUUGGUAGAGAUGUUAAGAGCCUGGGUUUUGGUAGAGAUGUCAAGAGCCUGGGUGUUGGUAGAGAUGUCAAGAGCCUGGGUGUUGGUAGAGAUGUCAAGAGCCUGGGUGUUGGUAGAGAUGUCAAGAGCCUGGUUGUUGGUAGAGAUGUCAAGAGCCUGGGUGUUGGUAGAGAUGUCAAGAGCCUGGGUGUUGACGUAACUAAAAUAGAAAGUCCAACGCUCGUCAUGUCUAAAGAGCACGAGGCAUUUCAGCAAAGAACACAGGAUGGCGGGAUACCAGUAUAUAAUACGGCAAUGCCGGGGACCUGUGUAAUGCCAGGACCGGUCUUAAACCCGAUGUACCAUGGAGGGCCCGGUACAUCCCAGGGUUCCAAUUGUCACCGGAAGAAGUCAUACCUGGAGGCAUACAUGUUGUGGCUGCUGCUUGGUCUGUUAGGCGCGCACCAUUUCUACUUGAGACGACCAGGCUUUGGAGUCUUGUACUUCUUUACAUUCGGAUUGGGCGGCUGUGGUUGGCUGUUCGAUAUGUUCCGUCUUCCGUACCUGGUCAACAAGACCAACAAAGAGCUGCAAGAAAACAUCCCUAGAAACGAGAAGAACAUAAGUGACGCAUACACGCUUUGGUUCCCUUUCGGUCUACUCGGUUUUCAUCACUUCUACCUGAACAAGCCUGGUUUCGGUGUCCUGUACCUGUUCACGUUCGGGCUGUUCGGCAUAGGUUGGCUGGUGGACCUCUUCCUUAUCCCGUACCACGUGCGCAAGGCCAACGACGCAAGUCCCACUAAUAAGGAGAAACAGGUCGGGACGGCCUACGCGCUUGGAGUAUCGCCCAUAGGCCUUCUGGGCGCGCACCAGUUCUACUUGAACCGUCCCGAGUACGGGCUGCUCUACUUCUUCACGUUCGGCAACUUUGGUAUCGGCUGGAUUGUAGACUGGUUCCGACUUCCGGUUCUCGUAAAGCGCGCUAACAAGCACAUGGCGCUUGGAAAUGACGGCACCCGAUACCUAGACGACGCGUAUAUCCUGUGGUUUCCACUCGGCAUUCUGGGCGCUCACCACUUCUAUCUGAACAGGCCGCUAUGGGGCAUUCUGUACUUCUUCACAUUCGGAUUGUUCGGGAUCGGCUGGCUGGUGGACGGCUGUAGGAUGCCCUGUCUGGUAAAGGAUACAAACAAGCUGAAGGAAGAGAGACGCCGUCUCCCUACGCAGGCUAACGGUUUCGGCUACGGCUACCAAGGUGCAAUAAUCUCCACGACGGGCAUGACAACGGGCGCGGUAGGAUAUGGAGCUCCCGUUAUCUACCCGACACUUCCGGUUGCGCCUUACCCGCAACAGCAGCUGUAUCCUACGCAGCACGCUUAUCAACCGGCUGGUCCAUACGGCCCACAUACAAUCGGCCAAAAUGGACCGCAACAAAACGGCUACCAGCAACCUCCUGCGUAUGCGGCCACCAAUAACGCACCGUCAUACAUGGGACAACCACCGCCCUAUGUCCCGUCUGUGGCGAUUCCGGACAAUAAACAGACGAUGUGAGUUCGUAUAAAAUGCCUUUCGAGGAGACCGUUUGAUCCGUGGUCCGACACCCGCAGUUGACCGCCAUGUGUCGAUUGAACGUUUAUAAAUAUUUUUCGUUCCGGUUUGCAAAACUUUGUUUUAAUUGACACGGCAAUACAGCUAUUCAACGGAAUACAUUUUACCGAUUUUGUUUCUAAAAUAAUUUAUCUUAUGUGUUAUAUAUUUGCCUCUUUUUUAUAGACAGUGCUGUGAUAACAGAACAUGUAAUGUUUACUUCUAAAUAUAUGUACUAAUGUUGAAAGCAACGAGGGGUCUUGAUGAUUUACACCGUGCGAGAUUGUGCAUAAUACAGCGGAAAAAUUGUAGACCGAAUGAUAUCGGGGCGUGUUUUUAGACCGACGUUUGUACUUUAAUUAAUUUUCUCUGUUCUUAUAUAAUGACGCACCCCUUCCGUUUCUAGGGAUGUGAACACGCUCUUUUAUUAUAAAUACACUGCAAGUUAUGUAUGCCAGCUUACCGGCAUCAUUGAAAUGCACAUUAUUUAUCUACAUAUCACAAUUCUAAGACUUACUACACGAACACUGCAUGAACUCUGCAUGUAUAUUAAAUAGUUGAUAUAAAUGCAUAUCGGUAAUUCAUAAAUUUUAUAAAUAUGAAAGAUUUUUGGAGAUUAAAUUGACAAUUAUAUUUCGAUUGGUUAAUGAUAAUGAACCCGUUUGACUGAUUUUACAGCAGGGUUUAUAUGCGGGCGUUAGAGCAUUCAAUAUUGGCGACUAAGAUGUGUUUUUCAAUGAUUUUUAGCAACCUUUUUUGGUACAUUGGUUUGUGUUUUAUCGUAAAAAAUAUAUGUUGUUAUAUUUUGUGUGAUGUCGAUAAUUUUGUAUUUGGC
Molecule: messenger RNA, 3927 nt
Organism: Dreissena polymorpha
Lineage: Eukaryota; Metazoa; Mollusca; Bivalvia; Myida; Dreissenidae
Exons: 15
Coding region: 246-3056 (936 amino acids)
Source: RefSeq, a predicted model, not a curated record